UUUUUCGGUUUAUGUACUUCACUCAACCUUACUUGAAUUCGGUAGCUUCUCCAUCGAAUCAUCUGCAUUACUAACAAUAUACCUUGGUUACCCGAUAUCCAUGAUUUUAUACAUCGAAAAAAAGCUGAAAAAAAGCUUUUGAUUUUUGGCGCUCGACGGCAAAAAUGAUAUGCGCUUUUCUGAGUUCUCGGUUAUUUAUUUCCAGUUCAUUGCAGAUUUUGUUCAUAUCCAAUGCUGGUCCGAUGAAAAAAACGUUCAAGAUUGUGAAAGCACGACUUCGCCCUCCCGCGACUCCGGACCCUAAUACUAGAGCUCCAACAUCUUCCAAGCCGGUUCUUCGUACAACCUUGAAUGCAGCGGAGACUUCCAUUCGUCUUCUGAAAGAGUUAUCUGAUGCCGUACCAUUCAUAGGGAUCGCUGCCUCUGCUGCGGUAUUCAUUAUCGAGGGGUGCAAAAGAUAUGGUCGUAAUUCCCGAAGUUAUGAGGAACUUUUAAAGUCCGUACAAAAUCUAGACCGUUUGCUCUCUCCUUACAAGGAUGGAAACUCCGUCUUGGCAUCUGAGGUCACGAAGAGUCUUGAUACGUUCACCAGGUCCGCCAUAUCCUCGAUUGUCAUUGACUCAAGCAUAUAGAACCUGAACCGUUACAGUGCGAUCCUCAAUGUGCGCUCUGAGGUUGAAGGUCUUCAAUCCAGCAACCGGAUUUCUCAAUUUGUGAACAGUGCUGAUAACGAGAUUCGAGUAACGGAACUGAUACAGAAGGUCAAGGAGGCCAUC
Messenger RNA from Lentinula edodes (shiitake mushroom), 776 nucleotides. RefSeq lists its product as uncharacterized. The record is from RefSeq and is a predicted model, not a curated record. Lineage: Eukaryota; Fungi; Basidiomycota; Agaricomycetes; Agaricales; Omphalotaceae. The transcript has 2 exons. The coding region runs from base 165 to 632 and encodes 155 amino acids.